AUGGCCACCUAUACCCCAUCACUGCACGACAACCUCGGGUUUCUCAGCUCAUUGCAAUCAGUCAAGCCCCACAGUCUAGAUGCAGUUCAGUCUGUCUGGCAGUCAAUAGUGACCGAGUGGUUCCCUGGCCGCCAUGGCUACAGGCCGAUCUUCAAAGGUUCUACGCUUGCCAACAAUACCAUGCCGGAGGUCACUAUUCAAGUCUGGGCAUUGGCUCAGAACCCUUCAGCUUCACAGGAGUGGAUUGAACGCCAAAUCUUGCUAGUCAAAUGCAAGUGUCCAUCAAGUAACACUCCAUCGUGCUGGGAUGAUACCAUUGGUCAGUUUGAGGACGAGAUUGCAAAAGCCUCUGACAGACUAUUUGGCGCAGUUGGGAUUGGUAAAGAAGUCAGGUUCUACGAAUUCGAUGGGAGAAAACCGCCCGGUCAGAGACUGGCUCAGCUUCACGGGGGCUCCUUUGAUAUGGGUAACCGAAAUGGUAUCACGCAGGUUGAGAAUAUGAUGAACUAUAUCAAGGCGAAUGCUUGA
Molecule: messenger RNA, 528 nt
Organism: Penicillium mononematosum
Lineage: Eukaryota; Fungi; Ascomycota; Eurotiomycetes; Eurotiales; Aspergillaceae
Exons: 1
Coding region: 1-528 (175 amino acids)
Source: RefSeq, a predicted model, not a curated record